AUGCAACGCACUCCUUUUGCUCCUGCGCCUGCUCAGUCUCCCCCUCUUCAUCAUCCAGUGCCCCAACAUGUGUCUACUGUCCCGAUGAUGCGGUCUCCGCCACCGCCAGCUCCGCAGCAUUCUCAGUCCUCUAGCUAUGGCAACCCAUACCAGCCUGCCACCGCUCAGGGGGGCAGUGGCACAUUUGCACCUGGCUUUGGCGGCUUCAUUUCAGAUCCCACAGCGCAAAUGGGUUUCCAGGUUGGCAAGAGUGCUGUUAUGGCAGGGCAGGAAUAUGUGGAACAAAAUUUAAACCGUUAUAUCUCGAUCCCAGCCUUAAAACAUUAUUUCAACGUUUCGAACUCAUAUGUACUCAAUAAAACCAUGCUCGUCCUUUUCCCAUGGCGACAUAAACCGUGGUCUCGCCAACAGGCACGGUUAAAUGCUGUGCAGUCUAGUGCAAAUGGCCAAAUCGCGCAAGCGCAGUACACCUCAAUAUACUUGCCUCCCCGAGACGAUCUUAAUUCGCCGGAUAUGUACAUCCCUGCUAUGGCGUUGGUGACCUAUAUUAUUUUGUCUACUGCUCUAGCAGGGCUGCGCGGCGUCUUCCACCCUGAACUAUUAGGCUCAAUUACCACGACUGCGCUCGCAGUAGUCAUUUUUGAAAUCCUCUGUUUGAAAAUUGCAAUGUAUAUUCUCAGCAUUAGCAAUGAUUCCCAACUCCUGGACCUGGUCGCGUAUUCUGGCUAUAAAUUUGUGGGCAUCAUUGUUACACUCGUCUCAUCAGAAGUUCUCACUCCAGGUCAAGGCACCGGUAGCUGGGUUGGCUGGACCGCAUUUACUUAUACAUUCCUUGCCAAUGCGUUCUUCCUCCUUCGAUCUCUGAAGUACGUCCUCUUACCGGAUUCCUCUAGUGACUCCCCGAUGCGUGGAGGCACUAUGACAACUGUUGCACGCUCACAGCGCAAUCGACGCACGCAAUUUCUAUUCAUUUACUCUUACAUCGUGCAAUUUAUUUUCAUGUGGAUUCUCAGCCGAGCAGACCCAGUUGCGUCGGCUGUGGUAUCUAAAGUUGGAGGGGCUAGCAAGGGGCCUUAA
This is a messenger RNA of Histoplasma mississippiense, 1077 nucleotides long. Its product is annotated as Hrf1 domain protein. The transcript is spliced from 3 exons. Lineage: Eukaryota; Fungi; Ascomycota; Eurotiomycetes; Onygenales; Ajellomycetaceae. Gene Ontology annotation, biological process: endoplasmic reticulum to Golgi vesicle-mediated transport. Gene Ontology annotation, cellular component: endoplasmic reticulum membrane; COPII-coated ER to Golgi transport vesicle; endoplasmic reticulum-Golgi intermediate compartment. Bases 1 to 1077 code for a protein of 358 amino acids. The record is from RefSeq and is a predicted model, not a curated record.